Messenger RNA from Dendronephthya gigantea, 3882 nucleotides. Its product is annotated as serine/threonine-protein phosphatase 6 regulatory ankyrin repeat subunit B-like. Bases 1 to 3882 code for a protein of 1293 amino acids. The record is from RefSeq and is a predicted model, not a curated record. The transcript is spliced from 3 exons. Lineage: Eukaryota; Metazoa; Cnidaria; Anthozoa; Malacalcyonacea; Nephtheidae. Gene Ontology annotation, molecular function: protein binding.
AUGGUGAGAAAUACCCUUCUCUGCACGUUGUUGGCGCUAACGAUUCAAAGGUACUUCAUAAGACAGAAUGCUGACGUGAAUGGAAAAGUUUCUGACACGAUUGGAAAAGAUGCUGACAAGUGCACAAUUCUGCAUAAUGCUGUCGUUAGUGGUGUACUAGACACUGUGAAAUACUUGGUCGAACGUGGUGCUGACGUAAAUGUAACGAAUGUUCACGGGAAAACAGUGUUGCACUCCGCUGUAAUUAUUGGUUCACCUCACAUUGUCAAGUAUUUAGUUGAGCAGGGUGCUGAUAUUCUGAGCAAUUCUAGUAGUUUGGAAACAGCACUUCACUAUGCGGUUGCUAGAGGUGAACUUGACAUUGUCAAAUACCUGGUUGAACAUGGAGGAAAUGUAAACAGCAAGAAUUCUGCUGAUCGGACAAUACUGCACUUUGCUGUUAGUAAAGGCGUUCCCGACGUUGUCAAAUAUUUAGUUGAACAGGGUGCUGAUGUAAAUGGCAAAGACACGGACGGGGACACAAUUCUUCACACUGCUGUCCUAAAAAGUAGUCUUGACAUUGUAAAAUUUUUGGUUGAACAUGGUGCAGAUGUAAAUAUCAAGAAUACCGACGGUAGGAGUGUCCUGCAUAUUGCUACUACAAAAGGAGCACUCAAUGUUGUUGAAUAUUUAGUUGAACGGGGUGCUGACGUAAACAGUAAAGAUGCUCACGGAAAAGCAGUUCUGCAAUUUGCUGUUGCUAAAGGUGUACUUGGCAUUGUCAAAUAUUUAGUUGAACAAGGUGCCGAAGUGAGGAGCAAGGAUGAUAAUUUAGAUACAGUUCUGCACUUUGCUGCCGCUAUAGGAGUAUAUAACAUUGUCAAAUAUUUAGUUAAACAUGAGGCAAAUUUAAAAGGAAAGAAUUUUGCUGCGCACAAUAUUCUAAACUUUGCUAUUACUUACGAUGUGCUGAACAUUAUCAAAUACUUGGUUGAAAAUGGCGCCAAUGUAAACAGCAAGAAUACCUCCGGACAAACGGUUCUUCACUUUGCCGUUGCUCAAGGUCAAUUUGAAGUUGUCAAAUAUUUAGUUGAACACGGGGCAAAUGUAGAUAGCCAAAACGAACUUGGGCAGACCGUCCUUCACGCAGCUGUAAAUGCGCAUGUAUUGGACAUAGUCAAGUACUUAGUUGAACAGGGUGCCAAUGUAAAUUGCAAAAAUACCGACGGAAGUGAAAUUGACAUUGUGACAUAUUUAGCUGAACGAGGCGCCGAUGUAAAUGGAAAGGACAAUGACACGUGGACAGUUCUGCACACUGCUGUUUAUAAAGGUGCACUUGAUGUUAUAAAAUAUCUAGUUGAACAAGGUGCUGAUGUGAAUGGAAAGAAUAAUGACGGAAGAACAGUUCUGCACAGUGCUGUUGCUGUGGGUGAACCAGACGUUGUCGAAUAUUUAGUUCGUCAAAGUGCUGAUGUGAAAGGCAGGGAUAGUUAUGGAGACACAGUUCUGCACACAGCCGUUGUUAAUAGUAAUCUUGACAUUGUCAAAAGUUUAGUCGAAGAGGGCGCUGAUGUAAAUGCUAAGAAAAAUGAUGGGAUGACAGUUCUUCAGGCUGCAGUAGUUAAAGGUGCACUGGACACUGUUCAAUAUCUUGUAGAACACGAUGCUGAUGUAAAAGGUGAGGAUAUUUAUGGAAGAACUGUCUUGCACACUGCUGUCGUUAUUGGCGUCUUUGAUGUCGUAAUUUUUUUAGUUGAACAGAAUGCCGAUGUACAAGGCAAAUCUUUGAAUUUAGACACAAUUUUGCACUAUGCUGUUGCUAAGGGCGAACUUCACAUUGUCAAAUAUUUAGUUGAACGUGGCGGAAAUGUAAAUAGCAAAAACGCUGUUGGAAGGACAAUACUGCACUUUGCCGUUGCCAAUGGUACAUCUGGCAUUGUUGAAUAUUUGGUUGAACAUGGGGCAAAUGUAAACGCCAAGGAUACUAAUGGAGACACAGUUCUACAUUCUGCUGUUGUUAACAGUAACAUUGACAUUGUCAAAUACUUAGUUCAAAGUGGUGCCGAGGUAAACGACAAGAAUACUGAUGGAAGAACAGUUCUGCACGUUGCCGUUGCUAAAGGUGUUCUUGAUACAGUAAAGUAUUUAGUCGAACAUGGUGCUGAUGUAAAUGGCAAAGAUAUUCAUGGGAAGGCAGUCCUGCACUUUGCUGUUGCUAAAGGUGCGCUGGACAUUGUAAAAUAUUUGGUUGAACAAGGUUCCAAUGUGAAGAGUAAAGAUACCGAUUUAAACACCGUUCUACACUUCGCCGUCUCAAUAGGUAUAUUUGAUAUUGUCAAAUAUCUAGUUGGGCGCAGCAGUGACAGCACAGAUUUAAAUGGCAAGAAUAUUGCUGGGAAAUUUGUUCUGCAUUUUGGUAUAACUCAUAACGUACUAGAUAUUGUCAAAUACUUAGUUAAAAUGGGUACUGAUGUGAAUGGCAAGAAUACUGUCGGACAGACAGUUCUACAUUUCGCUGUUGCUCAAGCUGACCUUGACAUUGUGAGAUAUUUAGUUGAGCAUGGCUCGAAUGUAAAUGAAACAGAAAAUACCAUCGGGCAGACAGUCCUUCACGCUGCCGUAGAUACGUGUGCAUUGCAUGUUAUCAGGUACUUAGUUGAACAGGGUGCUGAUGUAAAUGGAAAGAAUGCUUAUGGGAGCACAGCUCUACACUUUGCUGUUGCUCAAGGUGAACUUGAAAUUAUCAAAUUCCUAAUUGAACAUGGAGCUAACGUAAACGAAAAGGAUACUGACAUGUGGACAGUCCUACAAACUGCUGUUAACAAAAGGGAACUUGGUAUCGUGAAAUAUUUAGUUGAACACAACGCUGAUGUAAAUAGCAAGAACACAGAUGGAAUGACGAUUCUCCACAACGCUAUUUAUAAAGGUGCAUGGGACAUAGUAAAAUAUUUAGUUGAACAAGGUGCUGAUGUGAAUAACAAGAAUAAAGAUGGAAUGACAGUCCUGCAUAGCGCUGUUUCUGAAGGUGAUCCUGACUUUAUACAAUUUUUACUUGAACGGGGUGCUAAUGUGAAAAGCAAGAACAAUCACGGGGACACAGUACUGCAAACAGCUGUUCUUGAAAGCAAUAUUGACAUUGUUAAAACUCUUGUUGAACAGGGUGCGAAUGUAAACGCCAAGAAUGAUGAUGAGAUGACAGUUCUGCAAACUGCAGUUGUCAGUCGUGUUCUAGAAACUGUUAAAUAUUUAGUUGAACAUGGUGCGGAUAUAAACUGUGAGGAUACUCUUGGAAGAACUGUUCUACACACUGCUGUUGUUAUUGGUGCUUUUGACAUCAUUGAAUAUUUAGUUCACAAGGGUGCAGAUGUACCGAGGAAUUUUCCUAAUUUUAACCCAAUUAUGCAUUAUGCUGUCAUUAACUGUCGACCUGACAUUGUCAAAUAUUUAGUUGAACAUAGUGCAAACAUAAAAGGCAAGAAUGCUGGUCGGACUAUCCUGCACUUAGCUGUUGCUAAUAAGGACCUCGAACUUGUUAAAUACUUUGUUGGACAUGGCGAAAAUGUAAAUAGCAAGGAUACUGAUGGAGACACAAUUCUCCACACAGCUGUGGUUGGAAGUAACGACAUUGUUGAAUAUUUAAUUGAACAUGGAGCUGAGGUGAAUGGCAAGGAUAUUGGUGGGAGGACAGUUCUUCACAAUGCUGUUGCCAAAAGUGUAGUUGAUAUUGUCAAAUAUUUAAAUGAAGAAGACGCUGGUGUGAAUGGCAAAGAUAUUCACUGGGAGGCAGUUCUGUACUUUGUUGUUGCUAAAGGUGUACUUGAGUUUGUCAAAUAUUUAGUUCAGAAACAUUCUGAUGAACAGAGCGAGGACUCUAUUUGGACACAGUUCUUCAAUUUGCCAUGA